AUGAACAGUGACAAAAUUCAAACUCAACUUAUGCCAAAAGAAUGGGGUAAUUAUUUUUUAAUUAAAUUUUUAUUUAGAUAUCAAUUUUUAUCAAAUUUUUUUAAUUGUUUUUUUAUUGAUUUAUUAAGUUAAGUGGAAGCCAUCUAUAUUAAAAAAUGAUGGUAAAUUGUAUAAAAUAGAAUAUAUUGUAGAAGAAAAAGAUGAAAAAAAAAUUGAAAUUGACGAAGUCACAAAAAUAGAGGAAACAGAUGCAUCUUUCAAAAUACAAUUUUCUGUAAACCAAAAGAACAUUUUGAAUAGUGGUAAUUAUUUUAUACAUAAAUGUUAAUAUAAAUAUAUUAAUGGAACAUUUAUUUAAAUAAAGGUGGCAGUAUUAUCAUUAAAAAGGGUACUUUUCCUGUUAAUGCCAAGGUAACACAAAUAAAUGCUUGUAGUGAUGGUUCAACGGAAAACCUGGAAAAUAAAAGUAUUCAUCGUGCUAAAAGUACAANGUCCUGGAUAUACAUUCAUUGCGAAAAAGAAAAGGGAAAAUAG
Molecule: messenger RNA, 534 nt
Organism: Cinara cedri
Lineage: Eukaryota; Metazoa; Arthropoda; Insecta; Hemiptera; Aphididae
Source: the annotation of a GenBank genome assembly